ACGGAAGUUGCGCUGGUUGAAGAAAAACAAGUAAUUUAUCUGCUCCGGCUAAAUUUUCUGUUUUUAUUCAUAAAUAUACUAGUAAAUACACAUAGAAACUUAAUCUAUCCUAAGUAAAUGUUUUUACAGCUUACAUUCAAACAAACGUAAGCUUUUACUACAACGGUAAUCCCGGAAGUCAAAGCGUGACGUAAGACAUGAGCACUGUUAGCUAGCUUCUGAGCUAGUUACGAGUUGUUGUUGUUAUCAGGGUAUAUUUUUAGUUAUUUAACUACCCAGCAGCGAUCAUUCUUGACUAGGUUAUAGUCAAUAUCGGUCGGUCAUGGACGACGAAAGCUACCCUAGAACCUUGUAUGUGGGAAACCUCUCCAGGGAUGUUACAGAGAUUUUGAUUUUGCAACUCUUCACCCAGAUUGGACCCUGCAAAAGCUGCAAAAUGAUCACAGAGCACACGAGCAAUGAUCCAUAUUGCUUUGUGGAGUUCUAUGAGCGCAGAGAUGCCGCUGCAGCCCUGGCAGCCAUGAAUGGGAGGAAGAUUCUAGGAAAGGAAGUUAAAGUUAACUGGGCCACCACCCCUAGUAGCCAGAAGAAAGACACAUCCAAUCACUAUCAUGUUUUUGUGGGUGAUUUAAAUCCAGAGAUUAGCACUGAAGAUGUCAGGGCUGCGUUUUCACCUUUUGGAAAAAUCUCAGAUGCUCGUGUCGUGAAGGACAUUACAACUGGCAAAUCAAAAGGGUAUGGAUUUGUGUCCUUCUACAACAAACUGGAUGCAGAAAAUGCCAUCUCACACAUGGCGGGGCAGUGGCUUGGAGGACGCCAGAUCAGGACAAACUGGGCAACACGUAAACCCCCAGCUCCCAAAAGUGCUCAGGACAACGGUUCAAAGCAGCUGAGGUUUGACGACGUAGUGAAUCAGUCGAGUCCACAGAACUGCACAGUGUAUUGUGGUGGGAUCCAGUCAGGACUCACAGAACAUCUGAUACGGCAGACGUUUUCACCAUUUGGUCAAAUAAUGGAGGUCAGGGUGUUCCCAGAAAAAGGAUAUUCUUUCAUCAGGUUUUCCUCCCAUGACAGUGCUGCACACGCCAUUGUGUCUGUAAAUGGCACAGUCAUUGAGGGACAAAUGGUGAAGUGCUACUGGGGCAAAGAGUCAACUGACAUAGCAAAAAGCCCACAGCAGGUUGAUUACAGUCAGUGGAGCCAGUGGAACCAGGUCUACUCAGACCCUCAGCAGCAGUAUGGGCAGUACAUGGCCAACGGGUGGCAGGUUCCUUCUUACAACAUGUAUGGACAGACAUGGAACCAGCAAGGAUACGGCGUAGAGCAGUCACAGUCAUCAGCCUGGAUGGGCGGAUAUGCUUCUGCACCAACGCCUCCUGACGCCGUCAUGUCCAACGUGGGAAAUUUCAACAUGGCUGGCUAUCAGAUGCAGUGAGAUGGCUCCGACCUGAACAUGACACCAAGGGAAUAAACAGCACUUUUCAUCUGGACAGUAACAAGAGGAAACAAAGAGGAGUCGUAUUUAUCUAGCCUUGGUAGCUGAGAGGUGGUUCCUAACAACCCGUUUUAUAAAUCACUGUCCACCCGACUCAGAACCUUGUUUAUAUUGUAAUGAUAAACAAUGCUGUCAUGGAAAAGUACUUUUGGGUUUUGUAGGGAAAACCAAAGAAACUAACCUGGCCUGAAUACUAAAGGAUAUACCAAAAUUUUAAACAUUACGCUCCUCGGACCCUUAGCUAUUACCUCACCGGAGGAAAUCUGUUUAUCUCUGAAUUUUCCAAACUAAAAAAAAAAACAUUUUGUAGUUCUUUAAAACUAAUUCUGGUGUUUUUAGAUCCAAAACCUGACAUUUCAGACCUAAAAACACUUUUCAAAGAGAGCCUUCCUGUUACUCAGCAACUUCCAGGAAAGUGUUGAGGAUGAAAAGCUUGAAUUAACCGGCAUGAACUUAAAAUUAUCCUUCUCCCAGUUUGGAAAUGUUUUUAAAAAUAUAUUUUAAUGUGGAUUUACUAAUUGGGCUCAGCCAUUUUUCCCAACACAGGACAAAUGUCCAUGUUCAGUUUUCUUCUUCAUGUCAGUUUCUGACACAGUUUUGCAUAAAUCGAGCAGUUUGUUUGUAGAUCAUUAUUGAGCUAUUAGGAAAAAUUUGCUUCGUUUUGCUCGACACCUUCAGUCCUUAAAAUAUGUCAAAAUUUAGCUGGGAUUUUUUUUUUGAAUAAAGUUUGUUUAAAAAGAAAUUCUUGAUAAUUUUUUGCAGUGAAACGCUCGUCAUUUACAGAUGUUGAAGGGUUUUAUUUCGGAUGCUGCAGCCAAGUUUGAUUUUCUAGUGUUGAAUCUGAAAAGAAAAGGCUGUACCUUUUUUUUUUUUUUUUUUUUUUGUCCCUGUGUAAAUAACAAUACAACUUGGUAAAGGUAACAGACUUUUUGCUCAUUUUGAAGCAGCUUGGUCAGAGGAGAUUUUUUUUCUGUUUUCAAUCUGACCUCUUGGCUGGUGGUUGUUUAUUUCUGGUUGGUUACAAGAUUUAUUCAAACUGGAUCCAAAAUAUUUCCCAAAUUUAUAUCCUUAAUAUACCCUAUUCUUUUUUUGUUCUUCGAAUACUUGUCAAAAGGGUAAUUUAUUGUAAAAACUGCAAUUUUACAAACUACAGGUCCUGCUGUUUGGGUUUUAUUUUUCUCUGGGUUUCUGUAUAGUGUGUCAGAAUUUAAAGGGCAUAUAUCAGCAUUUUAACAACUUUUUCUUCCCAUUUGUUUCAGACUUGUAGUUUCUGAUAGAAAGCGAGGACACGGCAGUGAGAAUACUGUCAUAGUUGCUCAACACUGACGAUAUGUUUGGAACGCUGAACUCUGGCAUUAAUGCAUAACACACCGUCAAUCCUGGUAGUGGCAGCCAAGUCUACAGCUUGAAUUUAAAAUCAUUAAGUAAAACUAUCUGGUCAUUUUGCAGUAGUGUGGAGACCUAACCAACAGGCAACCUACCCUGGGAUUUAACAGCUCUAUGUGGUGAGCCCAGUCUUCACCACAGUCGCAAAUAGGCUCUUGGGACAAAAAAUAACAUUCAGAACACACAAUUUCUGGCAGUAUUUGGAUGGAGGUAAUUUCUGCCCCAGUUCUGACCAGCAUUGAUACAUCUGUUUGGUUUUAUAGUUCCGUGUUAUAUGGUACUUACCUCCUGUUUCUAAGAGAUGCUUGGCUGCAAAGCCUUUUUUUGUCAAAAAUCCUCUUUUAAUACUACUCUGCUUUGUAAAAUAAGGGGAACGCUAAUAAGGAUGGAAUUAUUUUUCAUACUUUAAUAUUUGCAGACUUUAAGCCUCUGAUAUUUGGUAUGUGCCCUUUAAAAGCUGUUUCCAAUGUGCUGAACAAGAUGUUUUGGUUUUGAUUUUUGAAGAGGUGAAACGCGUCGGGUGUUUUUUGGGUUUGUAAAUAUAAACCUUGGCCAUGAACCCUUAUAAAACUUAAAUAAUGUACAUAAUGUUGGUAACAUCUUCUACAAUAAUAUUCUCUUAGAAUUUUAGCAAUAUAAAUUAUGAAUACGCCUUGACAGAUAUGUUAAUGAAGUCCAACAGUUGAGGUAUUUUGAAAAAAGAUCGACUUUGGAUUUAAAUUUCUUUUGGCUGGGUUUCCCCAUGUUUAUGUUUGUGUGCCAUUUCCUCUGUGCAGCAGCAAACAGAUAAACUGCACAAUCAUUGCUUGAAAUGUGGAAUGUAAUGACGACAUUGUUUUUGUUGGUAAUUGGAACCAUUGAAGUGAUGUUUAAUAAAAUUGUCAGUUUUCCACUUGGCGGAAAACAAAACUCACUUCAAAUAAAGAAACAUUUGUACCUGA
This is a messenger RNA of Girardinichthys multiradiatus, 3822 nucleotides long. It is a transcript of the gene tial1, whose product is annotated as TIA1 cytotoxic granule-associated RNA binding protein-like 1. The record is from RefSeq and is a predicted model, not a curated record. Bases 323 to 1435 code for a protein of 370 amino acids. The transcript is spliced from 12 exons. Gene Ontology annotation, molecular function: RNA binding. Lineage: Eukaryota; Metazoa; Chordata; Actinopteri; Cyprinodontiformes; Goodeidae.